GAACAAUACUACUUUGCGACCGAAGAAAGCUCUCUAUUUCACUUCCGGUUUUCCCAUUUCUGCUGGAGCCCUGCGCCGGUCUUCGCCACCACCACGCCACUAUCGGGAACACAGCCUCAACCCCUCGUAAUCUGCAGCCGCAUCACGUGGGAUAAAGCUGGAUUCCCCGCUAGAACACAGCCGACCUUCCAUCUCUUUCGACCACCGCUGCAUUUUCAUCUAAUGACAUACCAUAGCUUUAUAUGGCAUUGACCGUAUUCGAGCUAGAGGUCGCGAAAUGUCUGUUUAAAGGAGGCCCCGGCUACUCCGAAUUAAAAGACUCAGUAGUCGGGGAUAGUAUCUUGGAGAUGGAGAAGAGGAACUUCGUAUUUUUUACGGAAUAUGGCCUGGACUUUUGUAAAUAGUACGUCCUUAAUUCGAGAAUUAUACCCAUUAUAUAAUCCUUUUUCGACGGCGAAAUUUGCGUUCUAGUAUACUAGUUAAAAUACAUAGCGUACCCGGGCCAUAUCUCGUUCUUUAGGAGCGGUAGACCUGAGGCCGGCCGGCAGGCUUUAUUAGUCUUUCUAAUAGCUAAGGGAUCGCG
Molecule: messenger RNA, 583 nt
Organism: Hyaloscypha bicolor E
Lineage: Eukaryota; Fungi; Ascomycota; Leotiomycetes; Helotiales; Hyaloscyphaceae
Exons: 2
Coding region: 243-404 (53 amino acids)
Source: RefSeq, a predicted model, not a curated record